This is a messenger RNA of Nerophis lumbriciformis (worm pipefish), 2238 nucleotides long. NCBI's taxonomy places the organism in Eukaryota, Metazoa, Chordata, Actinopteri, Syngnathiformes, Syngnathidae. The record is from RefSeq and is a predicted model, not a curated record.
AUGGACGACGUCCCGGCGGCCCAGGCGGCGUGCGCUUCCGCCUCGGAAGGUCUGGAAGAGGGCGAGGUGGAAGGCGAGACGCUCCUGAUAGUGGAGUCCGAGGACCGGGGCUCGCUGGACCUGUCGCACGAGCACAGCGGAGACUCCUUGGCCAGCGACUUGGGCGAAGACGCGGAUGGCGUCUGGGCCUGCGACGAUUUGGCUUUUUACUGCGAGCGCUGCCACAAGUGGAUCCCGGCAGCUCAUCUCCACGGCAACCAGCCCAGCUACCUGAAAGGCGACAACUUCUUCAGGUUCGUGUGCCGCGACUGCUCCGAGGAGGGCAAGGAGACGUUCGAGAGGAUGCGCCUCACCUGGCAGCAGGUGGUCAUGCUAGCCAUGUACAAUCUUUCUCUGGAGGGGACGGGACGCCAAGGGUACUUCCGCUGGAAGGAGGACAUUUGCGCCUUCAUCAGCCGCCACUGGAACUUCCUCCUGGGCUCCAGAAAGAAGACGUCCACCUGGUGGAGCACGGUGGCCGGCUGCCUGUCGGUAGGGAGCCCCGCUUUUUUCCGCUCGGGGGCGCAGGAGUUCAACGAACCGGGAUGGUGGAAGCUAGUCCACAACCGACCGCCGACCCUGCGCGCUCACAAGUCCGGCACCAAGGUCAAAGCUGCCGCCGCCGAGCCCGCCGUUGCGGCGGAAGGUCUGCGCAGGCGGGGCGGCGGCUCGGGCGGAAGGAACACGCUGGAGACGGCCACGCAGCUAAAGGAGAAGCGCUCGCGGACGCAGGAGGCCAAAGACAUCCGGCGCGCUCAGAAGGAAGCGGGGUCCGCGCCCGUCAAGGCCCGGGGCACCGGGACCAAGCGGCGCCCGCCCGACGCGCUUUUAGAGAAAGGAGAGGUGCCGGACUUCUCCUCUCUCAGUUCUUCCGACAGAACGCCGCCGAGCAGCCCCUCGCCGUCGCCCUCGCCCGACUUCUCCGCACCCGGUACGCCGGCCUCUCGCUCGGCCACGCCCAGCCUGCUGUCAGAGGCCGACCUCAUCCCGGAUGCCAUGCCGCCCCAGGCGCUUUUUCACGGCGACGAGGAAGCUGAGGCUGACGCCUUGAUCGACCCCGGGACGGAGUACGCCCCUCCCCCCGCCCGCAAGAAGUCCCGCCCGGCGCCGCCCCGCAUCAAACGGGAGGCGGACAGCGAGGACGACGGACGACGCUGCGACUUUGAGGAAGAAGCGGAAGGCCCGCGUCCGGACCGGAAGAGGGCGGCCGCCGGCGACAAAAGCCCAAAGGGGGGCAACCCUCGGAUUCCUCGCCACGCCCCCGCUGGCCCGUACGAAGAGCGGAUACUGCGACGCCGUCUGGAUGCGUGCCCGUUGGCGCUCGCCGUCACGCCGCAAGCCCGACGCCUCCGCCGGAAACUGUUAGUGCGCCAGGCCAAGCGGCAGCGAGGACUCCCCCUGCUGGACAUUGACCGCGCGCUAGGCCUGGCGGGAGGCGUCUGCGGGGCACCGAUGACACAACGAUUGGGCGACGAGCGUGGCCGCCCCAGAGAUCUCCGCAUAUUGGACCGCUUUCAGGUCAAAUGUUUGGAGGGUGGUCACGGGGGCCACCCCUCGCCGCAGCUGUCUUUUAGCUGCCGCUUAACCGGAGCCGACGGCGCCUCGGAGCAAGCCGUCAAGAGCCCGUACACGUCUCGGCUCCUCAAACCUUACAUCAGGCGCGACUACGAAAGCCGUCCCCUUAAGAUGCGUCUGCUGGCCGAGAUCCGAGCGCACCCCCACCGGCGGGACCCCGGCUGGAUCCCCGAGGCCGACGCCCCCCUGGACUACCGCUACGUGCGGCCUUCUCACAUCCCGUCGGUCAACGCCAUGUGUCGCCACAGCUUCUGGCCAGGAGUGGACCUGUCAGAGUGCCUGCGGUAUCCCGACUUCAGCGUGGUGGCCCUCUACAAGAAAGUGGUGGUCGGGUUUGGCUUCAUGGUGCCCGACGUCAAAUACAACGAGGCCUACGUCUCCUUCUUGCUGGUCCACCCUGAGUGGCGGAGGGCGGGCAUCGGAACUUUUAUGAUCUACCACCUCAUACAGACGUGCAUGGGCAAGGACGUGACGCUGCACGUGUCGGCCAGCAAUCCCGCCAUGCUGCUGUACCGGAAGUUCGGCUUCCAGGCCGAGGAGUACAUCCUGGAUUUCUACGACGAGUAUUACGCGCUGGACAGCGGCGAGUGUCGGCACGCUUUUUUCCUGAGACUGCGACGUUAA